This is a messenger RNA of Colossoma macropomum (tambaqui), 1873 nucleotides long. RefSeq lists its product as uncharacterized. The transcript is spliced from 17 exons. The record is from RefSeq and is a predicted model, not a curated record. Lineage: Eukaryota; Metazoa; Chordata; Actinopteri; Characiformes; Serrasalmidae. The coding region runs from base 159 to 1763 and encodes 534 amino acids.
UGAUUUUGUGGGGCAACAUGCCCAGACCUGACUAUAAGAGCCACUCUCUUCUGCUGACCACUAUAGGACUGAGAAAGUGCAGCCUUUUGUGUUCAGUGUAUUCACCAAAAAGAAGCUAAAGCAGAGUGUUAUAUGUUUUUCAAACCAGGUCUUUCAGUAUGAAUAAGCUUUUGGUCUUUAUAGCACUUACAGGACUCCUGUCUUCUGGAGUGGAGAGUUUUAGAAUAUCAGAGAAAGAGUAUGAGAACAUUGACCGAAUGUUGCAGUUUGGAGUUCAAGUAUUUCUGAACUGUUUGGACAAAGUCAAAGAGGCCACUGAGAAACUGGUGAAAGAGGACAUGCUGAGAACAAACAGAAUUGCAAUCCAAGAAAACUGGAAUUCCUUCAGAGAGACAGCCAACAGAAUCAGUGUAGAGGAAAGUGGUAAAGGAGUGCAGGAUGAUUUACUUGUUGCAGCACGCACGGUUCGAAGGCUGGUCCUGCACUAUAAGGAUGAUAUAAAGAAAACGUUCCACUCACUGGCGACGGAGCAGAAUGUUCGGCUGUAUCUACCAGUUGUAAACAUGUUCAAAGGGACCAUUGAAAGAGCCAAAGUCAAAGAAAUCUGGGGCACUUUAGUUGCAAACUACCUUCCUGAUGCUCCGUCAAUCGAAAGUGAACCACUGGCGUUUCUCUGUUACUUGCUGUCCACUAACACUAUGGAAACAUUUAUUGUGAAUGCUCUGAAGUUUGGUGUGGAUGCGAUUUCACAACUGAAAAGCGUUGAUUUUGAUGAAAUAUCUGAAUGGGUGAGAAGCACCUCGUUGGAAAUCCUCCGUAAGUUUUAUGAAAUCGAGCAAACUGAGCAAGAGAUGGAAAGUGAUAAGUUUCUUUUGACAGUUAGAGUUGCCUCCAGAGUGCUUGUUUUUUACUGGGACAGAGUUCUGAACGUUACAGACACUCCUGAAUUGCGAAAACAGUUUGAAAGCAUUUGGUGCCAUGUGGAGGACCGGUAUCUGAUAGUACUCCAUGACUUGCUGACACCAUUGAUGGAAUGGGAAACAGUAAAGGAAUUUUGGGAGCUUCACUUUGAUUUCGCUCGAGAUUUUUACCUUAUUGGCCUUGGAAUAACGUCAAAUGUCUUCUAUUACGCUGGUCCAGAGAGGUGCUCAAGGACUGUCAGUGUUGUGAGCAAGAGCGCUGUUCUCUUCAUUUACCCCAUUUUUAAAACGCUGUCUGAAGAGGGUGUGCUGUGUGCAAUGGAAAAACUGUAUUUAAAAGCUGUGAACACAUCAACUGCCCUGAUAGGCCAUGAGGAGGUUCAGUAUUUUAGAGAGACAAGUUAUAAUAAAUCGAUGGAAUUCAUAAAAGAAAUAAACAGACUCGUUAGAGAAGAGAGACAGAAUCCACAUUUCCUACUUCCCCAAGUGUGGGCUAUUGCACGAAUGUCGUUUAACAAGUUUGGGGCAUUGGCUGACAGAAUCAACGCUGAUAUUGAUGAUCACACAAUAAGAAGCCUGAUAACGAAUUGGGGUAAUUUGAAAAUCAUCUGCGUUAAAAAACUACUGGCCAGUGGAGCGCUUACUCAAGAUGAACUGGAUGAAGCUGAAAGAAUGUUUGUGAACAAAAUGUUUGGAUUCCUCAGCAAAUUCGAUGACUUCACACAAGGAAUGGAUCAAAAGAGGGUUGAAGAUAUAUUUAAGGCUCUGGUCAAAUUGGUGAUGGUGGGACUUAACUUCAUAUAUGCUCCACUGACUCAAGCUUUGGACACCGUAGUGAUCUGAUUGAUCAGACACAGUGAAGCAAUUAUAAUUUCAUUAUUAUCAACUGUUAUGUUAUCUGCCAUCAAUAUUUGUAGCACUUUAUUAAAUUAAAACAAAACUUUUUAAAAUAG